UCCUUUCUGAUUCAUCUACCCUUAUUUUCACAUUGCUUUUGACCUAGCUUUGCUUCUUUCCUCCUCCUCUCUUUCUUCAUCUCAUCAUCCUCCUUAUGUCCUCAUUUCUGAUUCAUCUACCUUCAUUUACUCCUUUCUCAAAGCCCCUUGCUAACCCUAAUUAUCCUCUUUCCCGAAUUCAUGAAUGCAGCAAAAGCAUAAGUUCACUAAGUCUGUGUAGCAUUUGUGCCAUCGUCAUAGAUUCAUGCUAGGCUUCGGGAAUGGUAAAUAAUAUGCAAAUCCUUACAUUUAUUUUUUCUUUUAUAUAUGUCCUAAUGACUGUCCUAAUGGUUGCAAAACCACUUAUUCAAGGCAAUGCCAUACUUUUAGAAUUUUGGGUGAUUGGGUUGAUAUUUUGUGCCGGGUAGCUUUUGGGCUUUGUGUGUGAUUAGUCAACAUUUCAAUUCAAUUCACCAGAUUUGGGUCAAUUUGGUUUGAAUUGAACAGUUCUAAAUGUUUGCGUUCUAAUAUCACGGUCAUUAUUUACAUGGGCCGAGAAAUCUUCACACUGCUUUCAUAAUGUGGUGAUGCGGAUAAGGUUUAUAUCUGUUCUUAUUUUUUCCCUCUAGAAAAUGGAGAUUUGUGAGCAAAAGUAAGUGCAUCAACAUGGGUUUUGGUCUGGUCUUCCACACCACCAACUAAACUCUUCUUCUGGGAAUUUGAGAUAAAGUUGUGGACAUGCUUGCCUGCUUUCUAGGGAAAUUUAAGUUUUUAGUUCUUAUUUAUGGAGUACAAUUAUAAGUUAAUUAGUACUACUAGAAUGAAGAAUCAAUGGGUGGUUAGUGAUAAAUUUGUUAUUGGACUUGUAUGUUACGACAAGCCUUGCAAAAGAGAAGUGCCCACGGCACACAAGUUCGAUGAGGUUCCAUCUCAAAAUCACUUGGCAAUAAGAGUAGUAGUCCAUCAAGCUUAUAUUUUGGUCAACAUCUCUCAAAUUUUUCGACAUAAAAUAAAAUACAGUAAUUUUUGUGGUUUUAAAUUGUUGUGCAUUUAGGGUUUAUAGAUUGGGGAUUUGGAUUGCUUUGAUUUUUCUAGGGUUACUUUGUUGAGAAGCUUGAACUUUGUUGUUUAUGAAAAUGGAAUGUUUAAUUUGUAUAUGUGAUGUUUAUAGGGUUAAUUUGGUUGUUUAUGAAACUGAUUUUGGGGUUUUUUGUUGUGUGUAAUUUUAUUACUGAGUUAUUUUGUUGAAAAGAUCAUGGAUUAGUUAUAUUUUUUGGAUCACAAAGUAGUUUUUUUUUUUUGUAUUUUUGUGUGUUCUUACUUACCAAGACAAAUAGAGUAGAGAUUACCUUGACCUUGAUUCAUCAGAAUAAAUACGAUUUUGAUGUUGUUGUAAGCGAUGUACAUAUGCGUGAUAUGGAUGGAUUCAAACUCCUUGAGCACAUUGGGUUAAAAUGGACUUUCCUAUUAUUAGUAAGUAUUGAUAAAUGAGCAUUUUCCAUCUAAGUUGAUAUUGUGAUUAUUAUAUUUGUGUUUGCUUUUGAAUGUCUAACAUGAAGUCUAACAUGAGGUAAGUAUUGAGCAGCUGCUGGUUGAUCGGCAAGGUCCACCACCAGCUCCUUGAUCAGCAAUCGAUGCUAUGCCAACAAUCAAGAUCACUCAGGCUCAUAUUCAGACUGAUUCACAUUGCCCAGUUUGUAAAGAUCAAUUCGAGAUGCGCACUGAAGCAAGGAAAAUGCCCUGCAAUCACUUAUAUCAUUCUGAUUGCAUAAUCCCAUGGUUAGUUCGGCAUAACUAUUGCCCUGUCUGUUACCAUGAGUUAGGUUCAAGUCUCCUAAAUUGUGGGCAGAACUCAAGUAACACAAAAAGAUUUUAUUACAACAUGAUCUGAUUUUCAAAACACAAAAACCUCCGCGCUUCACUUCAUUUAAUUCUCCAACAACUUCUUUAGAUUGCAGUUCAUUAGCGGCAAUGAUAGCAACAAAAUAACAUUGAUACGACAACACACAACAAUUACAUACUACGGGACAACAGUUUUGUUUCGCGUACAACAACCGACAACCACAUUAACCUUAUAUACAGCAGCACACGUCUUGUAUCAGCAGCUUGUACGCAUGUACCCCUCGUACUAGCAGCACCAAUCGAGCCAUCGUCCACCAUAGACCAGCAGCAUUGGAAGCACUUCGUCUAGCGACGAUUGCUUCGAUAGAGCCAUGAGCACAGGACAUCAACAGCAGCUCUACAGCACAACUUUGACAUCAUUGUAACAACACUCGCAGCCUGAAUCCACACAUCUACAACAGCCUAACAGCAUUCCAACAGCAAGACAAACCACUAGCUCAUAACAACAUUGCAUCAGCAGUAACAGUUCGAAGCAAAGCAAAGCUGCAGUGUAGCAUGGUCGCCAUUCCCGCAUCCACAAAUUGCAUAUGCAUCGUAUAUGAAAGGCAACCUGUUGUUUAAACAAGAUCAGAAUUGGGAUAUGUCAUUAAGGAAUUUCAAGAGUGACAGAACUGUUUUAAGAGCCUUUAAGUCAUUCGAGCUAAGCACCAUUAAGGAUCAUUUGAUCUAUAUCUUUUAGAGUUGAUUCCUUUGAUAUGAUGAAGACACCACUACUUGGAGAUGAUAUAUGAUGAAGACACUCAUAAAAACGUCAUUUCAACCCUACAUCAAAUUUAUUGACGAGAAAUAUCAAACAUGAUUGUUAGUUGACAAUUAAAUGCUGUGGAUUUUUGGUGAUGAAAUAGUGCAGUUUUGUUGUUUGCAAUUGAUGGAUGAUGGCUGUUCAUAUGGAUAAACCUUCUGAGAUUUCUCCCGGGGAGCGUGCUCAGCGUCUUUAUAAAAAGAAUGCUGAGCUGGAAAAAGCCUGUCGUAAGUCUGCACAUGCCAGAAUUCCUCUAGAUCCUAUUGUAUGGCAACAGAUGCGAGAGAACUUUGAAGAGAUGAUCCUUGUAGACAAUGUAUUCUCGGAGAAACAUGAUAUUGAGCUUGCUUUAUGGCAAUUGCAUCACAAGAAAAUAGAAGAGCUACGUAGCUUGUACAAUGCAGCGCUAAACGGAAAUAGUGGUCAUGCUCGUCCUGAUAGACUUGCUUCCAUUAGAUCUCAGUUUAAAACUUUUCUUUCAGAGGCAACAGGAUUCUAUCAUGAGCUUAUGUUGAAAAUUAGGGCAAAAUAUGGUCUGCCUCUUGAUUAUUUUUUGGAUGAUCCAGAAAGUCAAGUGUUUCUAUCCAGCAACGAACAAAGAUUUGCUGAUAUUAAGAAGGGCUUGAUCUCUUGUUAUCGUUGCUUGAUUUAUCUUGGUGAUCUUGCACGUUAUAAGGGUCUCUAUGGUGAUGUUGAUUCCAAAGCUCGAGAUUUAGCUGCUGCUUCUAGCUAUUAUAUGCAAGCAUCUUCAUUGUGGCCGUCUGGUGGAAAUCCACAUCAUCAGCUUGCUAUAGUGGCUGCAUAUCACGGUGAUGAAUUUUCUGCAACGUAUCGUUAUUUUCGUAGUUUGGCUGUUGAAAGCCCAUUUGUUACAGCUAGGGACAACUUGAUCAUUGCAUUUGAGAGGAACCGUCAGAGCUAUUCACAACUGAUAACAGAUUCUAGAACUUCAAAAGUCAAAGCUGCAACUUCUCAGAUGUCCUGGAAAGGAAAAGGAAGAGGUGAAUCUAGGGUCUUGUCGAAAGAAAAUCGAGGAAGAACGACUCCAAGUAAAGAGAAGACGCCCAGUAUUCAAGAAACUUUAAAAUCAUUUUGCAUAAAGUUUGUUAGAGUUAAUGGCAUAUUGUUCACUCGCACAAGCCAGGAAACAUUUACAGAUGUGCUGGCGAUGUCUCAAAGUGAUUUUCUGAUGCUUCUUUCAUCUGGUUUGGAAGAACAAUACAGUUUUGGAUCAAAUGCUUCUGAAUGUGGACUUUUUAUUGUUAGGCUUGUGGCAAUUCUCAUAUUUACAUUGCACAAUGUGAAUAGAGAACCUGAGAGUCAAUCGUAUGCUGAUAUCUUACAGCGACCAGUUCUUCUCCAGAGUGCGUAUACUGCAAUCUUUGAGUUCAUGGGACAUUUGGUUCGGCGAUGUUUGCAGUUACGAGAUCCCUUUUCAAGUUAUCUGUUGCCCGGUAUUUUGGUUUUUGUGGAAUGGUUAGCCUGUCAUCCAGAUGUUGUGGCAUGCAGUGAAGCAGGGGAAAACCAAGUUAGUGCUAGAUUGCUCUUUUGGAAUUCCUGUAUUACCUUUUUCAACAAGCUGUUGUCAAGUGGGUUUAUGUCUAAGGAUGAAGAUGAUACUUGCUUUUUUAACACCAUCAAGUAUGAAGAGAGUGAAACUGCAAAUCUUUUUGCUCUCUGGGAGGACUUUGAGUUGAGGGGUUUUCUGCCUCUUCAUCCUGCACAACAAAUCCUGGACUUUUCUAAGAAGCAUACUUAUGGGAAUGGGAAGGGAUCCAUGGAGAAAGAAGCUCGCAUACAGCGGAUUAUAGCUGCUGGAAAGGUCUUUGCAAAUGUUGUGCGGAUCGGGAAACAGGGGAUAUAUUAUGAUACUGACAUGAAGAAAUUUGUGCUCUGUGAGGAGGCACCAUCUUACCCCGCUUCUUUAACCAAAACACCGAUAUCAAAUGUGAUUAGCCAAGAACCUUUAGUUGAGAAAAUAACAAGCCCCAGAGUUCUGGAACCAGUGAAUGCGGUUGAGGUAGAGGACGAGGAAGAGGUUAUUGUCUUCAAGCCUUUUGCAGCAGAUAAGCAAUAUGAUUAUCCAAUUUUGGAUUCGUAUGAAGACCUUGGGUUGGUUGCUGAUGCUGGAGACUUGGGAGUUUUUGACCUUCCCAUUUCAGGAUCACCAAAUGAAGAUGUUCAGAAUGGAGAACAUAAGAAUAGUCCUGUUGCAAUAUUGAGACCUUCCAUGUCUGUUGCAGAUUCUGCCCCCCACCAUCCGCAUCCUAUUCAACUCGAUACUUCUGGUUGGUUGUCAGAGCAGCAACCUUCUGCGAUGAAUGGAUUAAAGAAUUUGAGCUUGAUGGAUAAUGGGAAUUUGAUGAACCAAAAUCUUUCUGAACCUUUUGCACGAUCACUAAAUGAAGACCUUCCUAAUGGUAAACAUCAGAACAGUCCUGGUGCAACAUUAAGACCUUCCAUGUCUGUUGCUGAUUAUGUCUCCCACCGUCCGCAGCCUGUUCCACUCAAAACUUCUGGUUGGUUGUCAGAGCAGCAAGCUUCUGUGAUGAAUGGAUUCAAAAAUUUGAGCUUGAUGGACAAUGGGAAUUUGAUGAACCAAAACUCUUCUGAACAUUUUGCACCCUUCCAAUCUUCUGCCCUUUCAUUGCCUUUCUCGCAUGCUGUCAAUCUCAACAACAGUAAUGUGUAUCCGGUGCAUGUUCCUGAAACCGUCUUGCCAUCAAAGACUGACUUAGUUAUAUCUUCUGGGAAUGAUUUUGCCGUUUCUCCUAUCAAGGCCAAGUCUAUCUUCCCACCCGGUGUUCGAAAGAAUCCAGUCAGUCGGCCUAUUCGACAUUUAGGCCCUCCACCAGGUUUUACACCCGCUACUGUUGAAUUCGGUGAUGCUCCUGUGGAUGAUCAAAACGUAAGGGAUGAGAACGUAAUAAUGGAUGAUUAUAGUUGGCUGGAUGGAUAUCAGAUGACGUCCUCAAAAAAACAGGAUAGGUUGUUCAGUGUCUGCAACAAUCUAAGCGGAGCUUCAUUUAAUCAUUUUGGCAAGUGGAGUGGCGCACCAGGGGCAAUGAGCUUUCCUUUUCCUGGAAAACAGGCUUCACUAAUUCAAUCCCCAAUCGAGAACAACAAACUCUGGCAGGAGUUUCAGUUUCCUGAUCUGAAUCAUCCGCAGCAGGUCCAUAAGGAGGAAAUACCACUUGCAGAGAAGUUUCAAGGUCAAUCUCUGUGGGAAGGUCGUUAUCUGGUGUGAUGUCUAUGUUAAAUGUUUUUGGAGAAUCUACAGAGGUGAUUAACUAGAAGCUGAUGUGCAUCCUGCUUUGGUCCUGCAUUGAUAUUAAGUUUUUAUUGAAGCUUGAAGUGAUCUUGGGAGUGUUGCAGGCCCCUGCUUUUGGAACAGGUUCCAAGAUACCCAGAUCGGGAUGAAUGGAGUCGACAGACAAGUAGGGAAGACUGCAUUGGAAAUAUGAAGGGUUAGUGCUAGUCUGAUUGAAUGGAUGGAGCAUGUUCGUGAUAAUUGGGGUGUGGCUAGAUUGGCUUUCCAUAUUGGAUAAAAAAUUAGCUUACUCUAUAGGCCUUGGAUUGAUGAUAUGGUAUUAGUAUGCGUUGCAAUAAUCGCCAAAACGGUCAGUUUGAGGAAGCUGAUUCAUGUGGUGGUACGUAAGCAAUUGUUUUUGGGGAGCCUUAAGUUUCUACAUUCUAUAAAUUCUUGUCAUUUGCGAAGCAAGUUAUGCACAAUAUAUUAGUAGAAGUAUUAGUAACAGAAGUUGAAAUAAGCCAGGGUUUGCAAUUGCGUUAUGGCAUUUGUAGCCUAUGGGGUAUACUUCAAAUAAGAACUACUGUAUGUUUGUUUAAGACCAGACUCAUUUUCCUAUUUGUCUGCAAUGUUUCCUGCUAUGGAAAAUACAUAUUGACUGAAGUUACUCCGUUUGUUGAAUGGUUUUUAUAUAUUGUAUUUCUUGUUCCUCA
Amaranthus tricolor (Joseph's coat) is the source of this 6586-nucleotide messenger RNA. RefSeq names its product nonsense-mediated mRNA decay factor SMG7-like. The coding region runs from base 2754 to 5870 and encodes 1038 amino acids. The record is from RefSeq and is a predicted model, not a curated record. Gene Ontology annotation, cellular component: telomerase holoenzyme complex. Gene Ontology annotation, molecular function: telomerase RNA binding; protein binding; telomeric repeat DNA binding. Gene Ontology annotation, biological process: nuclear-transcribed mRNA catabolic process, nonsense-mediated decay. The transcript has 12 exons. NCBI's taxonomy places the organism in Eukaryota, Viridiplantae, Streptophyta, Magnoliopsida, Caryophyllales, Amaranthaceae.